This is a messenger RNA of Saitoella complicata NRRL Y-17804, 852 nucleotides long. RefSeq names its product PQ-loop-domain-containing protein. Gene Ontology annotation, biological process: L-cystine transport. Lineage: Eukaryota; Fungi; Ascomycota; Saitoellomycetes; Saitoellales; Saitoellaceae. Gene Ontology annotation, molecular function: L-cystine transmembrane transporter activity. Gene Ontology annotation, cellular component: fungal-type vacuole; vacuolar membrane. The transcript is spliced from 5 exons. Bases 10 to 798 code for a protein of 262 amino acids. The record is from RefSeq and is a predicted model, not a curated record.
CCAGAGACCAUGAAUGCAAUCCAGGUGCAUUCGAGUCCCGUGCUGGAAUGGCUGAGUAGAGCCUCUGGGUGGAUCUACUUUGUCGCUUGGUCGCUGUCGUUUUACCCGCAGGCCAUCCUCAACUAUCGUCGAAAAAGCGUUGAAGGGUUCUCACUGGACUAUGGGAGUCUGAAUGUCCUCGGUUUCCUCUGUUACUCCAUCUACACAUUGGGCUUCCUCCUCUUUCCUACCCUAAGCUCAGCCGAAGAUGCCCCUCUCAUGCGCUUCAACGACGCCGUUUUUGCCCUCCACGCCCUUGCACUGUCCUCCUUCACGCUCUUCCAAGCUUACGGACUCGGCUACCGGCGUGCCCAGAACCAGAGUGUCAGUCCAGCAGCAACAGGGAUCUUCGCAGGCGCAGUCAUCUCCUGCGGAUUGUUGCUAUUGAGAGCGAUGUGGAUGCCGAAGGAGGAUCCAGAUGCGUGGGUCGACAUUCUCUUCGGGAUGAGUUAUGUGAAAGUCAUCGUAACUAUCUUCAAAUACGUCCCACAGGCUCUCCUCAACUACCACCUAAAAUCAACCCGCGGCUUCUCCAUCCACCAAAUCACCCUCGACAUAACUGGCGGCCUCCUCUCCAAUGCACAACUCUGCCUCGACGCAUACAUGGCGGGAGACAUGAGUGAUGUUACGGGGAAUCCGGCGAAGUUUGGGCUGGGUGUUUUGAGCAUUGGGUAUAACCUUGUGUUUUUGUGGCAGCAUUAUGGGUUGUAUUGGAGGGAGAGGGAGGAGAAGGGGGGAGGGGAGGAUGAGCUGGCGUAGGGGAUUUUGAGGAGGGACAUAAGGAUACCCAUUGUUAUACCCAGAUGAAUGUGA